Messenger RNA from Clonostachys rhizophaga, 282 nucleotides. The record is from the annotation of a GenBank genome assembly. Lineage: Eukaryota; Fungi; Ascomycota; Sordariomycetes; Hypocreales; Bionectriaceae.
AUGGCUGAAGAACUGCUGGACCAAGUCCGCGACCUAGUGGAUGGUGUUAUUGAUUUCGAAGGCCAGAGGCGAGCUGAAGUUAUCGCUACCUUAUUGCUUGCAGUUUCCGGAUUACUGGCAUUCAACGUCGGAUACACCAAGCAAGAUAUCUUGUUGGCGCUGUAUAUUGGAGGAGCUGGGACUCUUCUGACCUUUCUGGUUGUUGUGCCACCGUGGCCAUUCUAUAACAGGAACCCCGUCAAAUGGCUGCCCGCCGGUUCUAGGGCGGCUAGCACUGGAUAG